AUGAUAGUACGCCAUAAGGAAUUGAGGGAAAAGAUCAGGCAACUGGUCUCUUUCUACGAAGUUGCAUCACCCGAAUGCAUUUAUGAGGACCAAGAUCAAGACCCAACGGGAUCACUGAAAAUUGGGGAUAUUACAGUUUGCAACAGGAAAACUAGAGAACGAUCUCGCCCAGGUACAAGACGACCUGGAAAGCUGAUCGCUCUUCUCAUCGAAUACCACGAUUGUUUCGCCUGGUCGUACGAUGAAAUGCCGGGCCUCGACCCAAAUAUCGCUGAGCACAAGCUCCCUCUGAAAAGCGGAUUUCGGCCAUUUCGACAACCUCCCAGGCGAAUGUCAAGAGAAAUGGAUACCCUCUUAAAUGUGCAUUCGGAGUUUCGGCUGGAAACUUCUUGGGCCAAGGCGAUCAUCAAUGUUGAACCACCUAACACCAAGAAGCAACUUCAGAGACUCAUCGGUCAAAUAAAUUUCCUGAGACGAUUCAUAGCAAACACAGCAGGGCGACUUCAUAGUUGGAGUGUUCUACUACGAGGGAAAGAGACCGAUCAAUUUAUAUGGACGAACGAGCAGCAAAAAGUAUUCGACGAUUUGAAGGAAUACUUGGCUAAACCCCCAGUCAUGACUCCUCCAAAGCCGAACAAACCAUUGUUGCUUUAUCUAUCGGCUGCACAUGAAUCUUUGGGAUGUAUGCUUGCCCAAGAAGAUGACGGGGUCGAAAGAGCAGUUUACUAUCUGAGUCGCGGAUUGACUGAUACAGAGAUCCGCUAUAUUGACAUAGAGAAAAUGUGCCUCUGCCUGUACUUCACAUGUUGCAAGCUCCUAUUUUAUAUGUUACCUGUAGUGGUAUACGUAUUGUCCCAGACCGAUAUUAUUAAGUACAUCUUAUCAAAACCGUACUUAAGAAAUCGGAUUGGAAUGUGGGCAAUUGCAAUGUCUGAAUUCACAUUGGUAUAUGUUCCCCAGAGAGCAGUAAAAGGACAAGUUCUGGCCGAUUUCUUGGCUGAUCAUCCUGGUAUCACCCUUAAGGAAGAAACAAUCGGCUGCCUUGACAUAGCCAUAUGGGAGAUGUGGUUCGAUGGGUCCAGGACUAGCCAGGGGACAGGUGCCGGAGUGCACAUCGUCUCGCCCUUGGGGGCAUCUUACCAGCUGUCGUUCAAGCUCCACUUUGAAUGCACCAACAACCAAGCAGAGUACGAGAGCCUAAUAUUCGGACUUGAGAUUUUGGCCGAGCUGGGGGCAAAGGCCAUCAACGUAAAAGGUGAUUCUUUGUUGGUCAUCAAGCAAGUAAUUGGGGAAUUCAAGAGCGAGUCCGAGCUCCUGUGGGUACAAGGUGAUUCUCCAGUUCGAUUUGAAAGAGGAAGGUCAAAUCUCCAUACUGGGGGCAUUACCAUCGAUGAAAGGAGUUUUUCAGUGUAUCAAUUGGAUGUCACCCAAGAUUGGAGGGCAGAAAUUCUAGGAUUGUUUGAAACACCAGACCAGGCGAAUAGGAGGCUAAGGACCUUGGCCCUGAACUACGUUGUCCUAGCAGACGAACUAUACAAAAAAGGUUUUGAAGGAUUGCUCUUCAGGUGA
Molecule: messenger RNA, 1569 nt
Organism: Mercurialis annua (annual mercury)
Lineage: Eukaryota; Viridiplantae; Streptophyta; Magnoliopsida; Malpighiales; Euphorbiaceae
Exons: 4
Coding region: 1-1569 (522 amino acids)
Molecular function (GO): nucleic acid binding; RNA-DNA hybrid ribonuclease activity
Source: RefSeq, a predicted model, not a curated record